UUGUGACGUCACUCUACUGACCUUGGUUGCCGGUGUGCUUACAACUUUCUUUUUGACGAGAAGACACUUAUAUUCACUAUGUCUAUAAUAAGAACUGUAGCCUCAUCAGCUUUACAACAAAGCAAGGUGCUGUUUCCAGCUGCCUCAAUAGGUGCACGAAAUUCAUCUUCCAGCACAAACUUGAAGGAUGUAUUAGCAGACUUGAUACCAGAAAAACAGAAAGAAGUUGUAGCCUUAAGAAAGGAGUAUGGAAACAAGAAAGUUGGUGAAGUGACACUGGAUAUGAUCUAUGGUGGUAUGAGAGGAAUAAAAGGCUUAGUAACAGAAACUUCAGUCUUAGACCCAGAUGAAGGCAUCAGAUUUAGAGGGUACAGUAUCCCAGAGUGUCAGAAAAUAUUACCAAGGGGGAAUGCAGGAAAGGGAGAGGAACCACUUCCAGAGGGACUCUUCUGGUUAUUAUGUACAGGACAAGUGCCAUCACAAGAACAAGCAGAUGCUAUAUCUGAGGAAUGGAACAAAAGAGCUGCAUUACCAAACCAUGUGAUAACCAUGUUAAACAAUUUCCCAUCAAACCUUCACCCAAUGUCUCAGUUUAGUGCAGGAAUUACAGCCCUCAACAGUGAAAGUAAAUUUGCAAAAGCUUAUUCUGAUGGCGUUAAAAAAGCAUCAUAUUGGGAGUAUGUGUAUGAAGAUUCUAUGGAUAUGAUUGCAAAGUUACCAACAGUGGCAUCUAUAAUCUACAGAAAUCUAUACCGUGAUGGUACAGCUGUAACAGCUAUUGACAAUAAAAAAGAUUGGAGUUGGAACUUCUGUUCUAUGUUAGGUUAUGACAAUGCUGAUUUCAUAGAACUGAUGAGAAUGUAUCUUACAAUUCAUAGUGACCAUGAAGGAGGAAAUGUCAGUGCUCAUACCACACAUUUAGUAGGAAGUGCUUUAUCAGAUCCAUAUCUUAGUUUUGCAGCUGGUAUGAAUGGCUUAGCUGGACCUCUCCAUGGAUUGGCAAAUCAGGAAGUACUUGUAUGGUUAACAAAGGUUCAAGAGGAUGUAGGAAAAGAUUUUUCAGAAGAGAAAAUGCGAGACUGGGUUUGGAAUACCCUAAAAUCUGGACAGGUUAUUCCAGGAUAUGGUCAUGCUGUAUUGAGGAAGACAGAUCCAAGAUAUACAUGUCAGAGAGAGUUUGCUUUGAGAAAACUCCCUAAUGAUCCAUUGUUUAAAUUGGUAUCAGCUCUCUAUAAGGUCACACCAGAUGUUUUGAUAGAACAGGGUAAAGCCAAGAAUCCAUGGCCUAAUGUAGAUGCACAUAGUGGAGUUUUAUUACAGUACUAUGGUAUGACAGAGAUGAACUACUACACAGUCAUGUUUGGAGUUUCCCGUGCUCUAGGAUGCAUGUCUUCACUUAUUUGGGAUCGUGCUAUGGGACUACCUAUUGAAAGACCAAAAUCUUUUGACACACCAUCAUACAGAAAAUUAGCAGAAAGUGCUAAAUAAGUUGAUUGAAAUAAUUUAUAUAAACUUGCAUAUAUUAAGUUUCCUUAUUGUAAUUAAGCAUCAAGUUACAAUUAAGGUCAGACACUGUUAGUUACUGGUAUUUAUUUUAAGUUAAUUAGUUCUUGUGUAAACUUUCUCUGUUUACUAUUUUUAUAAAUGACUAUAUAAUUAUGUGAUAUUGUCUUCAGAUCAAAUGAUUUAUAUUAUUUAGCAGCACUAAUUUUAAUAUAAGGAACAAUUUGGGCAUACUUACUUUGCAAGUGGAAACUGCAGGAAAGUUCAUCCAUAGAAUGUAGAUCAUCUCCCUUUGUAUUUGGAUUCACUUAAAAUGAGUAACGGGCAGUUACAUUCAAGAUUAGUAUGGGGAAAAUAUUUCCAUCUAUUGAUCAAAAAGCUAAUUUACAUGAUUUUAAUUUAAGAAAAUUAUUUGAUAUCAACAUGAAGCCAAGCUAUAUGAAUGGGAAUGUCAUAGAAUCCCCCCAUUAAUCUAUGCAUCAGAAUAUGUAAAUAUCAUUACAAACUAAUCACUGAAGAAAUGCAAAAAUAGGAAUAGUUUUCUUAACAAUAAUUUAUUGUAGUCUGUCCAUGAAUACUAAGUGCAAAGUGUGGUUUGAGUGUACAUUUGUUAAAAUGGUAUGUAAAAAUAUCAUUCAUUUGUUGUAUAUUUAUAGAUUGUUUACCAGAACUAUCAAGUAUGAAUUAUAAAAAACCCAUUUGUAAAAAAAAAAUGUAAAAAUAUAUAAAUAUGCAGA
Messenger RNA from Mytilus trossulus (common blue mussel), 2240 nucleotides. Its product is annotated as citrate synthase, mitochondrial-like. The transcript has 9 exons. NCBI's taxonomy places the organism in Eukaryota, Metazoa, Mollusca, Bivalvia, Mytilida, Mytilidae. The record is from RefSeq and is a predicted model, not a curated record. Gene Ontology annotation, cellular component: mitochondrial matrix. Gene Ontology annotation, biological process: carbohydrate metabolic process; tricarboxylic acid cycle; citrate metabolic process. Bases 79 to 1488 code for a protein of 469 amino acids.